GGUCCCGGAAGCGGCGUGUGCGGCGUCAUCACAAAAUGGCGGCCUGAGGUGAACGUGAGUCUCCCUCCCCUCAGGCCAGAGAGAUUAAGCCGCAGCCUGUCACCAAGAUGCAGUACUCCCAUCACUGUGAGCAUCUUCUGGAAAGACUGAACAAGCAGCGAGAAGCAGGCUUUCUGUGCGACUGCACUGUAGUGAUUGGUGAAUUCCAGUUCAAAGCUCACCGAAAUGUGCUUGCCUCAUUCAGCGAGUACUUUGGUGCAUUUUACAGAGAUGCCUCUGACAGUAAUGUCGUUUUGGAUCAGACUCAAGUAAAGGCUGAUGGGUUCCAGAAACUUCUGGAGUUUAUCUACACAGGAAACUUGAACCUUGACAGCUGGAAUGUUAAAGAAAUUCACCAGGCUGCUGAUUAUCUCAAAGUGGAGGAAGUGGUCACAAAAUGUAAGAUAAAGAUGGAAGAUUUUGCUUUUAUUGCUAAUCCAUCUUCUACGGAGACAUCUAGCAUCACUGGAAACAUUGAAAUGAACCAGCAGACUUGCCUGCUCACCCUUCGAGAUUACAAUAAUCGGGAGAAACCAGAUACCCCUUCUUCAGAUGUGAUUCAGCCACAAGCAAAAAAGGGGGCAUUGGAAAAAAAAUCUGCACAAGCCAAAAGGCGAAAGAAGAAUUUUAAUUCACAGAAAAAUGCUCAGAAUAAACCAGUGCAAUAUCAGAACGAUGUACUCGAGAACUCAUCAGUUGAAAUGUUCUUAGAUGCAAAUAAACUGGCCGUGCAGAUAACGGAGCAGGCAGCCCAAGGUAGCGAUAACUCAGAGCUGCAGCUGGCAUCUGUGAUAGAAAGUGAGACUUUGGCAGCACAGGAUAUUCUAGUUCAGACUAUUACUGCAAAACAAAAACGGGGGAAGUCACAACAGAAUGGUGCACUGAGAGAGCACUGCAUGUCCAACAUAGCCAGCAAAAAGAACUCUUACCAACUGCAGAGCUCAGAAGAACUUGAUCAGAAAUACUCCAAAACCAAGCCAGUGUGCAACAUUUGUGGGAAAGUGUUUUCAGAAGCCAGUAGCCUACGGCGACACAUGAGGAUCCAUAAAGGAGUAAAGCCUUAUGUGUGCCAGCUCUGUGGGAAGGCAUUUACCCAGUGUAAUCAGCUGAAAACACAUGUAAGAACUCAUACAGGAGAGAAGCCAUACAAAUGUGAACUAUGCGACAAAGGUUUUGCCCAGAAAUGCCAGCUGGUUUUCCACAGUCGGAUGCAUCACGGCGAGGAGAAACCAUACAAGUGUGAUGUGUGCAAUCUGCAGUUUGCAACAUCGAGCAACCUAAAGAUCCAUGCCAGGAAGCACAGUGGGGAGAAGCCUUACGUGUGUGACAGGUGUGGCCAGAGGUUUGCUCAAGCCAGCACACUCACGUACCAUGUGCGGCGCCACACGGGUGAGAAGCCGUAUGUGUGCGAUACCUGCGGGAAGGCAUUUGCAGUCUCUAGUUCUCUUAUCACCCACUCCAGAAAGCACACAGGAGAGAAACCGUAUAUAUGCGGCAUUUGUGGCAAGAGUUUUAUUUCCUCAGGCGAGCUUAACAAACACUUUCGUUCCCAUACAGGAGAAAGACCAUUUAUCUGUGAAUUGUGUGGAAAUUCUUACACAGAUAUAAAAAACCUGAAGAAGCACAAAACAAAAGUUCACACAGGAUCUGAAAAUCCUCCUGAUUCUAGCACAGUGGAUAAUUCCUUCAGUGAACAAGAACCAAUUCAACAUGAGAAGAGUCCUUUGUCGGAGUCUAUAGACGUGAAGCCUUCGGAAAUGUCUUUACCACUUCCUCUCUCCAUUGGGACAGAAGACCAUCAGAUGCUGCUUCCUGUAACUGGUAAUCAGUCUCCUUCCUCAGAAACAUUACUGAGAUCUACUGUGACUGGAUAUUCAGAACCUCAGUUUAUUUUCUUACAGCAGCUGUACUAACUCUGUGCAAUAUGGAACUAACAAGGCAAUCUAGUUGUGAACGUUAUUCAGGUCAUUAGUAAGAUGAACGUAGCAACAGCCUGAACAAUGCUUUUGAGUUGGAUUUACUUUUUUUCCUUCCAUUUUUCUGAGUGAAGACACUUGGUAAUGCAACUACAUAGUACAGUGCUGGUUUUUAUUUCUCGUUAAGUUUUGCUAAUCUAGAAUCAUCAGGUUUGUCACUGAUAGUUGACACUGAUGGUUUUUAGGAGGUAAGUCCUGUUCAGUAACACCUGCCUUAAGAAUUCUAUUAAAAAAGUAAACAUAUCCUGGCUUUGUGCUGAUUGUGUCACAAUGUCAUUUGUGAGCAGACAUUUAAGCCAUAUAGUUGUUGCUGUUAGCUUAUUUUAAUGAACUUAGCUCAGAGGUGUGGUCCUAAUGGAUUGCCUUGUCC
This is a messenger RNA of Gavialis gangeticus (Gharial), 2385 nucleotides long. RefSeq names its product myoneurin (gene MYNN). Gene Ontology annotation, biological process: regulation of transcription by RNA polymerase II. Gene Ontology annotation, molecular function: DNA-binding transcription factor activity, RNA polymerase II-specific; protein binding; RNA polymerase II cis-regulatory region sequence-specific DNA binding. The transcript is spliced from 8 exons. The record is from RefSeq and is a predicted model, not a curated record. Gene Ontology annotation, cellular component: nucleus. Lineage: Eukaryota; Metazoa; Chordata; Crocodylia; Gavialidae. The coding region runs from base 108 to 1952 and encodes 614 amino acids.